This is a messenger RNA of Schistocerca gregaria, 1215 nucleotides long. RefSeq names its product ankyrin homolog. The transcript is spliced from 5 exons. The coding region runs from base 196 to 1161 and encodes 321 amino acids. Gene Ontology annotation, molecular function: protein binding. The record is from RefSeq and is a predicted model, not a curated record. Lineage: Eukaryota; Metazoa; Arthropoda; Insecta; Orthoptera; Acrididae.
AGAAUAGGUGCGAGGCAACAGUGGCCAGGAUCAGGAUAAAAGGACAAAUGGCAGAAUUCGCGACCCGCCGCAGCAAAGCCUGGUACGGUGUGUGGUGGAGCGCGACGCCUUUGGUUGUUGAUCAACGUGCAACUUUUUUGAAGAUAUUUUGAAGCAAAAGUUCUUUACUUGGCCCAACACAUUUGACCUUGCAUUAUGUUCUACAGAAGCAUUGGCUGGUUCAUGUGUAUUUUUGUGGCAGUGGUCAUAGCUUCUGACUACAAUGAUACGGAUGUCAUUACAGGAUUUGAUUCGGAAGUCACAGACCAUCAUUUAAGAACCAGUAGUACAGAGCUGCCUACAGCAGAACGAGACCUAGCCCACCAACAGCCCAGUGUCUCACCCCAGAUGGCAGUGGUCGCAAAGCACAGCUCGUCAGACCUGAAGGAUGUCUGUGGGCAGCAGGUGGUCGGACAGCUGUCGGUGGAGAACGCUGCGGCAGCAGCUGUGCACGCGCUGAGGCACUCUUGCUCCAGCCUGAAGCAGGCCGCCGUCGCGUUCAUCAAGGCCCACACCCACCAGGUGGUGAUGACGCAGGGUUGGGCAGAUGCUACGGUCAGCCACCCGCACUCUGUUGUAGAACUGACUCGCCUGAUUGCAGAGUCACCCGCAGAAACCAGGAACUUUUCUAGUGAAGACAAGAACAGGCUGCUGAUAAAGGCAGCUAUGGUGGGGGCAACGGCGGACCUGAGGGCCCUGCUGGCAGCGGGAGCCGACGUGGGGGCCAGGGAUGAGACCUGGCAGAGCUGGACUGCCCUGCACUGGACAGCUGACAGGGGGCACGUGGAGGCGGCGAGGCUGCUGGUGGAGGCUGGGGCCGAGGUGGGAGCCAGGACCAGGCAAGGGAGCACUGUUCUGCACCUGGCUGCAUGCAGUGGCCACGCAGCUGUGGUGCAGCUGUUUACGGACUCCACGAUGUACUGCGUCGAUCCUAACGCCGCAGAUGACUACUUUCAGACCCCGCUGCACUGUGCGGCGUCGUGGGGCCGGCCAGAGGCGGCGUUUGCACUUCUGGUGGCAGGUGCUGACAGGGACGCUACAGAUUCCAGUGACCGUACGCCGCUGGACAUCGCUGUGAAACGGAAUCGGCAGGAGGUGAUGCAGAUGCUGUUCCCAAGGUAGCAGUCCUCCAAAUGUGGAGUAAAGGAAUAAAGAAUACCAAAAAGUAAUUCUGCA